Molecule: messenger RNA, 666 nt
Organism: Penicillium psychrosexuale
Lineage: Eukaryota; Fungi; Ascomycota; Eurotiomycetes; Eurotiales; Aspergillaceae
Exons: 2
Coding region: 1-666 (221 amino acids)
Biological process (GO): protein phosphorylation
Molecular function (GO): protein kinase activity; ATP binding
Source: RefSeq, a predicted model, not a curated record
AUGUCGAAUCUUGACAACCUACAUCCCACGGAGAUUUGCUUCCAGAAGAAGAUUUUUGCCUCUUCAUAUUCCGUAAUAUUUCUUGUCACUGUCCGCGGCCAGACAUGUGUUAUGAAGGUGCAUCACGGAAGGGGCCCACGGCAAUAUUACGAACCAGAGAACUGUGAACUCGACAUCCAUGUGCUUGAAACCACUGCCUACACCCAACUCAAAGACAGGGGUCUAUGUGACCGUGGAAUCGUGCCCAAUUUCCUAGGGUCUAUGAGGAAAUUCGAUCCAUCUGCGUGCCUACCCCACUUGAAAAUGUUCCUGGACGACGAAUACCCACCUAGCGCCAUAUUCUUGGAGUAUAUCACCGGUCUGGAAAUGAUCACUCUAGAGAAUUAUACGCAGCAACGGAUGGAUAAUCUCAUCAGUGGUAUCCAACAAAUACAUAAGGCCCUAGUGCGGCACAGGGAUCCCAAACCAAGGAACAUGAUGGUCGUUACAGGUACUGCCGAAAGAGUGGUGUGGAUGGACUUUGAUCGAGCAGAAACCUACGACGAACAUCAGAUCACCAGUGAACAGGAGCAGCUUCUCAGAAAUGAAGAACAAAUUGUUGUUGACAUUGGCGAUUGCCUUGUGAGAACUCCUCCCUCUGAAGGCAUGUGCCAUGACGUUGUCUAA